GAACAGUCUCGCCGGUUAAGCGGAAGUCAAGCCGAGUCGUAAACGCUUGGAAGGGAGGAGGUCGCUUGGAAAGUACGGUGUCUUAUUUCAAUACUUCAGAUUACCCGGUUAUUUAAGCAAGAUGCGGCGCUCGAAGCGGAUGCGCUCGCCGGAUGGCUGGAUCCAUGAGUACAGCUGCUGGGAGGAGAGGGUGGAGGUUCGGAAGAAGCCGAAGAGGAGCUCCAGGAGCUGGGAAAGAGAGACAAGACCUGGACGCUCACACCACUAUAAAACAUACGAAAGGUGCCACAAAUCUAGAAGGCUGGAGUAUACGGAGCACAGGGCGCAAAAGCCCAGCUUUGAGUCACGGAGUUAUGAGAAGCAGGUUGAUGACAGAACGAUCUCCGUGAAGGAUCAGGAGAAAAAUAAGGACUGGCACCACUAUAGCAAAUCUUCGGCGCGCAGUGGCCACAGUCAUCGCAGCAGCAGAGAAUGCCAGAACUCUCACCACCGCAGCAAUCGAUCACACUCGAAAAGUCAUCGGAGGAAAAGAACCAGAAGUUUUGAGGAUGAUGAGGAGGGUCACCUGAUCUAUCACAAUGGAGACAUGUUAAGAGCAAGAUAUGAGAUUGUAGGUACUGUUGGAGAAGGUGCCUUUGGAAAAGUGGUGGAGUGCAUUGACCACUCAAAGGAUGGUUUGAGAGUGGCCCUGAAGAUCAUUAAAAAUUUGGAACGUUAUCGUGAGGCAGCUUUGUCAGAGGUGGAGGUGCUCAAACAGAUGAACUCUCUGGACUCUGAAAACAAUUUUGCCUGUGUACAGAUGCUGGACUGGUUUGACCACCACGGCCACAUCUGCAUCGUGUUUGAAUUGCUCGGGUUAAGCACGUACGACUUUCUGAAGGAGAAUGACUUCAUGCCUUUCACUGUGGACCAGAUCAGAUUCAUGGCUUAUCAGCUCUGCAGAGCUGUACACUUUCUUCAUCGGAAUAAGCUUACACACACAGACUUGAAACCUGAAAACAUUCUGUUUGUUAAUUCAGAGUAUGAUACUGAAUACAAUGCCAAAUUGAAACGAGAUGAAAAGACAUUGAAGAACCUGCAUGUGAAGGUGGUGGAUUUUGGUAAUGCGACAUAUGACCAUGAGUACCAUACUUCAGUUGUGUCAACACGCCACUACCGAGCACCAGAGGUCAUCCUAGAGCUUGGAUGGAACCAGUCUUGUGAUGUGUGGAGUCUGGGCUGCAUUCUAAUUGAAUAUUACUUGGGAAUAACAUUGUUUCAGACUCAUGACAGCAAAGAGCACCUGGCCAUGAUGGAGAGAGUAUUAGGACCCAUCCCUGUCAAUAUGCUUCAGAAAACAAAGAAGCAGCGCUAUGUUCAUCAUGAAAAGCUGGACUGGGACGAGCACACCUCCUCCGGUAGAUACGUUAGGAAGCACUGCAAACCCCUCAAGCAAUACAUGUCCUCCAAGACCUCAGAUCAUGAGCAGCUGUUUGACUUGCUCCACAAGAUGAUGGAGUAUGAUGUGUCCAAACGCAUCACCCUGGAGGAGGCCCUCAGACACCCGUUUUUCACCCCACUUAGGGAAGAGAGUAAAAAGUGACCUCUAAGCCUCCAGCUACACUUCAUUACCGCUCCCAGGGAGAUUUCUGCUGACUGUAUCAGUCUGCUUUUAAAAGGAGCAAUAAGUAGAAACAGAAACUUGAAGUGUUAAGAAAAGGCCAUCUUAACAAGUGCAGCUGUGCUUCAACAUGUGCAUGGUAAUCAGUGAAGACACAUGAUGAUCAGUUACUUCCUACCUCUAGUGACCUAUCACAAGCCAGAAAUAUGCAGCUAAUCACUGACAUGCAAAUGCUACUUAUUUUUCCUGCAGGGUUGUGUGCUUAUGUACUGUCAUGGUAUCUAUUUAUGAAUUGAAUGUACAAGCCAUGUGUUCCAGUGUAUUUUGUCUUUAAUAAAUUUUAGUACAUUUUCUGGUAA
Messenger RNA from Astyanax mexicanus (Mexican tetra), 1959 nucleotides. It is a transcript of the gene clk4b, whose product is annotated as CDC-like kinase 4b. Lineage: Eukaryota; Metazoa; Chordata; Actinopteri; Characiformes; Acestrorhamphidae. Gene Ontology annotation, biological process: regulation of RNA splicing; protein phosphorylation. The record is from RefSeq and is a predicted model, not a curated record. The transcript has 13 exons. Gene Ontology annotation, molecular function: protein tyrosine kinase activity; ATP binding. Gene Ontology annotation, cellular component: nucleus. Bases 122 to 1582 code for a protein of 486 amino acids.